Molecule: messenger RNA, 3227 nt
Organism: Ectocarpus siliculosus
Lineage: Eukaryota; Phaeophyceae; Ectocarpales; Ectocarpaceae
Source: the annotation of a GenBank genome assembly
AUGCACAUGUCGUUCAAAGUCUCUGCAAGGGCAUUUCCUCCUCUCUGCUCUGCCGUUUUGGCUGGCUCUGCCGAUACAUACGCGUACACGCACUACUUCUCUGUACAUGUAUUCAACACCCUCACCCCGCCCCCCCUUGCUGCGGGCCCCUUCGGCACUUCUUUGUAUCUACAGGAGUCGAACUUUACGGAGCUGGAGAAAGCCUUUGCGGAAGCGAGGAGGAGAAGUCUUGCUCAGGCAGCCGAAGCCAAGAAACAGGCAGAAGAAGAGAAGAAGCGAAACCCGCCGCCGCCACCGGAAGGGGAGGGUGGUGCUGCCGAUAAGAAGAAGCCGGUGGCGUCCAAGGGUGGCGCUGCGGCAACCCCUAAGGCGAAGCCUGCCGCCGCUAAGCCUAAGCCCGCCACCAUCGCGCCCGGCAAGACCGAGGGCGCCAAGAUGCGCACUACCGCCGGGAAAAAGAAGCCGCCAGUGAUGGUAAAGGGUACCCCGCCCAAGGAGGCCGAGGUGAUCAAGAUCAAGUCCACGCCCAAGGCUCUCCGGGAGGAGGUUGAGGCGGACAAGGGCAAGGCGGACAAGGGCAAGGCGGACAAGGGCAAGGUCGCGAAGAAGAAGGCGCCUGUCGCGAAGAAACCGGCUGCUGCUGCUAAGCCCAAGAAGGCGGCGACCCCUGCCGCGGCGAAGGGAGGGGCGUUCAGCCUUGGAGCCGAAUCGCUGGAAGAGUUCUUCGGUCUGACCAAGAAGCCGCGCCUGGUCUCGACGACCACGCCGCCGUCCGAUGAGCCCCAGCCGGCUCCGAUGGCCGAGCUCGACCCCACCGCUGUCGAGGCCAUGAUCACGGACAACGGUCUCAACGAGGUUACUCUCAAGGAGAACUUCCGCAAGAUGGAAGCCGAAGCUAAGGCCGCCCAGGCAAGCGCCUCCGCUCCCGCGAAAGCGCCUCCCUCCAAGAAGGGCGCCAAGGCCGCCGCCGCCGCCGCCGCCGCCGCCGCCGCCGCCGGCGACGCCAACGUCUCCGCGGAGGAGGCUAAGAAGAUAGCCGCCGCGGCGGCUAAGGAUGCGGUCGCCCUGUCACCGAACCCGAUCGUGGACCUGCUGUCCUCUGCGUUCAACUUCGACAAGUUCGACCCUGAGGAUAGGCCGGGACCACCGAUGGCCGGUAGAAAGGCGGAAGAGCUCAGGGCCGCUGCUCUGGACGCCGUGAAGGAAGAGAUGAAGGAGACGACAUCGCCGAAGGCGAAGGCGCCCACAACGGCGAAGCCGGAGGGCGGUCUUGGAGGCCUCCUGGGCGGCAUGUUCGGCACGGACCAGCAAGGCUCUGACAAGACGGCCGCGGCACCGAGGCCCAAGGCCGUAGCCCCGCCCAAGGCCAAGGCCGCCGCUCCCAAGGCAGUCGCUGAGGAGGAGGAGGGGGAGAAGGAGGGAGGUCUCGCGGGCGUGCUGAGCGGGAUGUUCGGCGCCCCCGUGUACGACGACGAGGUGGACACCAUCCCCAAGAAGACCCCCGCCGCCCCUCGCGCGAUGCCGGUGUUCGCCCCGCCCCCGGCGCCGGCCAAGGCUCCGGCGCCCGCGCCGCCCAGCAAGAAGAAGGACGCCGCCGCACCGUCUUCGUUCCUCGACGGUCUCUUCGGGGGCGGCGGCGAGAAGAAGACCUCGUCGCCACCGCCCAAGGCUAAGGUUGCGCCGCCGCCGACCCCGCCGGCUCCGUCUCCGGCCGCCAAGAAGCAGGCCCCGGCUGCGGCCUCCUCGAUGUUCGACGGGCUCUUCGGCAGCGGUGGCGGCGGCGGCAGCAAGUCUCCUGCUGCGAAGGCGCCAGCUGCGGCCAAGAAGGCGGCGCCGGCUCCUGCGCCGGCCGCCAAGCCAAAGGCAAAGGCGGCGCCGGCUCCUUCGAUGUUCGGAGGCAUGCUGGGCGGCGGCGGUAAGAAGGCCGAAGCCAAGGCCGCCGCCCCGGCGCCCGCCCCCGCGCCGGCUCCGGCGCCGAAGCCGGCUCCGGCGUUCAAGAUGUUCGGCAUGGGGGGAGGAGCGCCGGCGGAAGCGAAAAAGGCAGCGCCUGUACCCAAGGCCAAGUCUCCCGCCGCCAAAAAGGCCGCCGCCCCGAAGCCGGCACCAGCGAAGAAGGCUCCCGCUUCUUCGGGAGGAGGCAUGUUCGACUUCUUGGGCGGGGGAGUGGCGACCAAGAAGAAGGUCGCGCCGCCGGCCCCGGCGCCCGCGCCCGCGCCGGCGAAGGCAAGCAGCAAGUCGUUCUCUGGCCUGUUCGGCGGCGGCGGUGUUUCGGGGACCAGCGCGAAGAAGAAGCCGAAGCGGCAGCCGGCGCCUGCGCCCCCUCCGGCACCCACGCCGAUCGUGUCCCGAGUGAAGACGAUGGAUGACUCGUUCCUCAAGAAGGUUUCGGUGAUGCUGAGGCGUAACCAGAGCAAGAUCAAGAAAUUCCAGCAGCUGACGGACCGCUUCAGGGGGGGGCUGAUCAAGGCGCCCGUAUACUACGCUGGGGUGGAGGAGCUUUUCGGAGAAGACAACGUCGAGGAAAUCAUCGGCCCCCUCCUGGCAGCGCUCCCCGAAAACGACAAGCGAAAAACCCUCCAGGCCGUCUACUCCAAGGCGCAGAGGGCGAAGAACGGGGAGGGCGAGUCGGACGGGGGAGGCAUUGCUUCCCUCUUCGGCGGCUGGGGGGGCAAGUCGAAGGCGGACACCGCUGCUAAGCCCGCGGCGGCGCCGGCGCCGGCGAAGAAGGGCGGCAUGAAGAAGCCGGCGGCGGGAGGGAAGAAGGCGGGAGCGGCGGCGGCGGAUCCGUACGCGUUUGCCGCGGCGAAGAUCUCCGGCAAGGACUACGAACUGUUCAAGACGCGCACAACGUUGUAUGCCAGGGGGGGAAUCAACGCUAGGAACUACUACGACACGUUAGCCACGGUCUUCGGCGCCAAGGGGGUUUCCGCGCAGCUCCCGGCGUUACUCAAGGCGUUGCCGCAGAACAAGCGCAAGCUGCUUCAGGACGUCGUUGACGGGCUUUCGAAGUAGGGUGGGUCCGUCCCUUCCGGGCAGUCGCUCACCCGCAGUCUCUUUGACACUGAAUACCAAGCAUAGCACAUAGAUCUUUUGUGGUGGUUUGGUCCUCGCAUGUUUGAUUGGCGGGGCGGGGGGGGGGGAGGGGCAGGGGUUUGAACAAUGACCGGGCUAUCACGGUAGAAUUUGCUGGUCGAUUUUCCAAGUUGUUGCUGUCUUGUGCCGAUGAC